Molecule: messenger RNA, 777 nt
Organism: Diatraea saccharalis (sugarcane borer)
Lineage: Eukaryota; Metazoa; Arthropoda; Insecta; Lepidoptera; Crambidae
Source: the annotation of a GenBank genome assembly
AUGCUGAAUAAAAAAAGAGUAGUGGUAUCGCAAAACAUUUUGCAGAAACUUGAAUAUGAGAAGAAGAAAUGGUUCCAUCAGCUGCCUCAAGAACUUGGUACUAUUAAUAAAAAUCUUACUCAAGAUCAAAUUAGGAAACAAGGAAGCAGUGCUUUACAUGGCGAGACACUAGCGUAUGAGACAAGUAAGUAUCAUUUUGGAACACAGAAGCAGGUGGCCUCCAUAGAGGCAUGCCUAGGGGCUGUCCAUUAAUCACGUGAUGUGUUUUUCAGCAUUUUUCAAUCAUCAAAAUCAUCAUAUCACAGUGGGUCAUCAGACCAACAAUUGGCUCGUACACUGCUCAACAAAGGUGCCAUUGGAGAUAGAGUUGCUGCAGCUACUGUCUUAAUUCAGUCUGUACAAGUACAAAUAGUGAAUAUCAAAAGAUACUACACGUCUCUAUACAGGAAGUUGACCUGUCCCGAGAUAUUCAACACCACCCACUCGGCCCUCCUCUUCUCGCUCAUAUACAAGUCGUUGAAACAGGACAAGAACAUAAACCGGAUCGCGGCGUUCGUGAAGCGACUGCUCCAGUUGUGUUGCCACCUGAGCCCGGCGCAAGCUUGCGGCAUCCUGUUCCUCAUAUCUCAAGUGUUGAAAGAUAACGAUAAGAAGGAAGCUUUGACCUUAAGCAGGCGCUCCCCGAAGGAAAUCAAAGAGGUGAGUCGUUGCACUGACUCUAUUAAAGUAAAAAGAGACAUUCUGCGAUGGUUGGUCCAAAGAGAAAGAAGACCAUAG